UUCACUUUUUCAGUUCAGAUUAAACGGUUGAAACUAUUGAUUGGGAUCUGAUAUAUAAGAAGAGUCGACAUUUCGUUCGUAUAAAGCAUGCUCCUUGAAAAAAUGGGAGAAAACAAAUAACUCACUUAAUAGACUCAAUUGCAAGGCUACAACUCUGCAUCUUUUAAAUAAUAAAUAUUAUCUUUGGUACAUUUAUUGAAGUCUUCAAUCAUUGUGUGUAGUCAUUUCUGAUUUAUGUGCUAAUUUUACUCAAUAGCUUUAUGCUUUCAAUCUUCUAAACGAUGUCUGAUACUGGUGCAUUUGGCAAAAUUUUACCAAACUUAAAAGUGACAAUUGGUGAUGAAUUGUCUAACUCAGAUAAUAGUUUAGAAGCCGGAGAAAUAACUGAAGUUGAGAAUGUGAAAGAAGGCGAUGAAAUAUCCAAAACUGAAAUUAUUCGAAAAUGGAUGGAUACUUUGCAGAAUCCAAAGGUUUACAGCACUAAAUUAGGUGGCUUUCAAACUGGCCUUGAUUUGUCAUCUGAGGUGUUGAUUAAGAAGUUGGAGAAAAGAGCUGAAAGAUUUGGAUUAGAUGAAAACAGUAGAAACCAAAUCACCCAACUUGAAAUAGAUGAGCUAUACAAAAGUUUUGGAUAUGAUCCUACAAAUUUAUCAGGCAACAAGAAUUUACGGCUGGGAGUCAUACACAUGAGGGGUGUUAAUGAUAUGAAUACUAAAGAAGUUAGUGAAUAUUUUAAGGAUUAUGGUCCAUCUUCAGUUGAAUGGAUUAAUGAUACAUCAUGUAAUGUCUGCUGGUAUGAUGAAACAAGUGCAGCUAGAGCAUUACUUGGAAUGAGUCAGCCUUUUUUGAUUAGACGUAAAAGUAAAAAAGAAGAUGCAGUUCCAGAUGAAUUAGAUAAUGGGGAAAUGAGUAAAGAAACUCCAGAGAAUGAAACUGUAGAGAUGAGUGAACCUGAAAAUGGAGAAAUUUCUGAGGCAAAAGAAUCUGAACAAAAUAUUGAAUCUGAAGCAGAUGUUGAAAUGGAAGUUGACAAAAAGCCAGAUGGUGAAUCUGAUGAAGACGUUAAAAAUUUACCUCUUAAUAUUCCUGUCCCUCCUGGUUGCUGGAGAUUAGGUAUUCCACAUACAAAAGCAAAAGCUAUCUUACUUCGCUUUGCUACAAGAGAUGAUAAAAAAUUACCUGGUGCAGAAAAACGAAGCCAGUAUUAUAUGAAAUAUGGAAAUCCAAAUUAUGGAGGCUUAAGGGGUCUUAUAAGUACUUCAAGAAAGCGCAAAUUUCAAGUUGCACGAAAUCGUCAAGUUGUGGAAAAUUUUAGUGGUGAUCCUGAAGAAGCAGCAGAUCGUGAGCCUCAUUUUUCUUCAGCAUCUAUAGACUCUCGAAAACGUUCAAAAGUUCCUCGUAUGAAAAUGUAUGCUGAUGAAGAAGAGGAGAAAAAAAGGAACAAACGAUCACGUCCUGCACUGAACACUAGAGAUUCUAGAAAUAUCAAGAGCCGUUUGGGUCCUAGAUAUACCAAAGAUGAGCUUAUACAAAUUGGACCUAAAAGAUCUGAUGAUGAAGACGAAGACCUUGAGGAAGAAACAUUCUCUGUCACUUGCAAGAUUCCAUCACGUUAUAACAUUUGGUCAGAUCAAGCGAAAAAAAUGGCUCAAGAAGAGGAAGAAUUUGAGGAAAGAAAACCUUCAAAGUCUAAAGAUACUUGGUCUAAUCAAUCUAAAGGAAUAGAUCGAGAAGAAGAAGAAGAAAGAUCUUCAAAGUCUCGAGGUUAUAAUAUUUGGUCUGAUCAAGCUAGAAGAAUGGCUCAAGAAGACGAGGAAUUGGAAGAAGAAAGGUCUUCUAAGUUUCGAGGCUCUUCAAGAUAUUCAGUUCACGCACCUGAAAGAUCUUCUUAUGAUCGAAGCCGUCGCAACAACUAUGACUAUUCUGGUGAUUUAAGAGAGGCCCUUCGUAGCUCUAGUCAAAGACAGAAGGCACCAGAAAAAGAUCUGCGUAUGAGAAUUGAUAGAUUAAAAGAAGAUAAUCCUCAGAAACAUCGUUCACCUUUGUGCAGGGAUAGCGAUUAAUUAACAAUUUUUAAAAAUUUUAGUUGUUUAUUUUUAACUGCCUCAGCUAUUAUCUUACUUUACAUUUUUCCAAAUUCAGUUUCGCAUGGUUUUAAAUUAAAGCUACAUUUAUUGUAUCUAAAACUUAUUGCUAAGUUGAACCUUUGCCUUAAAACAUUUAUGGUCUUUUGCUGUAAGUCUGCCUUAUUGUACUUCAAGCCGCCUUGCUUUCACUUGACGUAAUCUUAAAAUUUUAUUUUUAGUUUAAUAUAAAAUGCAUUUGAUAAGUUAGAAUUGCAUAUGCCUUAGAAUAGCUGUUCUCUGGGGUUACGACAGUUAGGACUUUUUUUUACAAGUUAUGAUUUUCGAAGUGUGUAAUUAUAUUUAUAUCUAAUGAAUUAUCCAUUAUUUAUUGAAUAUUUCCUUUAUUUGAAAGAACUUUUUUAAUUGAGAUGCUUACGAAGGAAGAAAUGUUAAAUUAAAAAACAAUCGUUUUUCGAAAACAAAUAUUGUUUAAUGAAAAGAAUACGUGUUUAUGAAUAAUUGCAUUAAUAUUCACAUCGAAUUAACAACUUCAAGUAUGUUUCCCUGAUAACCAUUCUCAACAUUUAUUUUCAUCCUUUUUCAUUUUUAUUUCAACAGAAACCAUAUUUCAUUUCAUUCGUUAUCAGUUUUCCCCAAAUUCAGAACUAGACAAGAUGGUGCCCUGCACCUGUGAAUUCAACUAUCUGACGUAAAAUAAAAUUUUAAGACUAUAAAUAAAAUAAUAGGUUAAAAAAUUUUUUACUUUUCAUUCUUUCACUGAAUAAUUUAAAACAAAUUAAUGCAAUUUUAAUCAUUGAAUAUUUUCAAAAUGAUUACUAGUUUUCAUUGGCUUAUAUGUUCACACUUGCUAAUAAUAAUAUAUGUUGCUGUAAUUAUGUUUUACAUAAUUUUUAAAGGCUUUUGGAAUUUUUAUUUAAAUCUUUUAAUGAGGGUUGUUACCAGCUACCAUUUAAGACCUUAUCUAGUAAGCCUUACCUAGUUAUGACAUAUUAGCCUCAGAAACAUAUAGUAGAGAUAGUGAUUAGUACAUUUUUAAAGUUUUUUUCUGUUUUGUCAUUAAUUUGAAUCAAUUAUGUCUGAAAGUUGAUGUCUUUCACUUACAGUUCUAUAAUUUUGAAUUAAAACUGUACUAAUUAUAUUCUAUUUUAAACUAUGAUAUGCAGUUUAGUUAGCGCUCAAAUUUUGUUUUCCAUGCAUGCUUAUUCAAUGCUAUAAACAAAUUUUACUUUUUUUUUGUGCAAACCAACAGUUUUAUGUUUUGUAGUUAUACGUUUGGGUGUCAAUAAAUAAAAAAAUACACUCAUUCACAAAUGACAAGUUUACUUGACUUACACAAGUGACUUAUUUACUGUAUUUAUUGUUUUAUCAUUUGAAAUGAAUUGAGAUGUAUUUAGUAACCUAAAACCACUCACAAUUGUUUAAAUUGUACGAAGAUUUUAUUUUUAUAUAAAAUAAUAUUUAUUAUAGCUGUAUAAGUUACAUUUAUAAUUCAAAUUAUUGAUUUGCCUUUUAAAUUAAGUACAUUUUUAUUUUAAAACAACGAAUUAAAUUUUGGUGUAUUGCAAUGAAUUCCUUUUAAUAAUUAAUAAUUUUACAAAUGUUACUUUGUCUUAUACAUUGAAAAUUUAUAUGUAUGACGUAUUGUGUAGUAUAGUUUUUUUCAUCCAGUAAAUUUUAGAUAUUUUCUAUUUAUUGUGAUAGUAUUUAAAUUUCUGGUAUUUAAUUUUUCAAUGUUAUGUUGAUAUUUGUUUGUUUGAAUAAAAAAUGUACUUUGAUUCAGUUUUAAAAUUUAUCUUUUAAAUAUAAUUGCCUGUAUUUUGAUGACUGUACAAAAAAAAAUGUUCUGCUUUUACUUGUUAAUAACACAACAGUAAUUAUUUAAAAAGAAGUCUUGUUCAAUAGCUUUAAAAAAGAGAUUUAAAUAAAAUCUCUGCAAGUUGAAAAAAAUUUAAUUUUUAAAAAUAUAAAUACUGUAUCCGGCUUUGUUUUAUAAUAUCAUGACAUACAGCUUCAAUUGUAAUUUAUAAAUCAAAUUUUGUAGUUUAUUUUUUCUUUGAACACACAUACUAAGAUAUUUUCUGUUUUAUUUAAUUUCAUUUUGUGAUCGAAUAAUAAAGUAUCUGUGGCUUGUUUUUAGUUAUAGAAUUAAGGUUAACUUUUAUUGAAAUAAUUUUAAUUUUUUGCUUUAUUUCUUAAAUCUUAUUUUAAGUUUUAUUAUUAUUAUAUAUGUCUUUAUAUAUGUAUCAUGACUUUCAUUUGGGAAAAAAAAAUUAUUAAACUAUGCAAUGAACUCACCUGAAACUGAUUUUAUCAAAUCCAGCUAUUGUACAAAUGUGUAUGACAAAUUUUGCUGGGUUUUAUCUUUUCCUCAAAUGAACUUUAUACAUAUACAUAUUUUUAAGUUCAAUGUAAGAGCAACCUAUUUUAUUAAGACCCAGUAAACUCAUGACUGUAUUAACCUUUAUAUAAUCGUUUCAUUCCAUGUAAUUAUUUCAUACUUUAUUGCAUUUGAAAAAACUAUGCAGUUUAUCUAUUUGUGAUAAUACAACAACAAAAUCAUCAUAUAUUGACUACAUUUUAUAUGAAUGUUUCAUUUUUAAAGUGCAUUCUCAUUUUGUGGGAAUGUUUAGUAUUUAGUGUUCUCAUUUUAUGAGAAUGUUCCAUAUUCAAGUGCAUACUAAAAAAGUAAAACUAUGCAAUUUACCAAUCUACAGAUAUGCAAUUUAUCGAUAUAUAUAUAUCAUCUUCAAUCAGUCUAUUCUAUGCAAGAAAGAUUUAUUGUGUUGUUAGUUUGCUCUUGUAACUUAGGAAAUAAAAUAUUUGUUUACAAAAAAA
This is a messenger RNA of Parasteatoda tepidariorum (common house spider), 4922 nucleotides long. RefSeq lists its product as uncharacterized. Gene Ontology annotation, cellular component: nucleus. The record is from RefSeq and is a predicted model, not a curated record. Lineage: Eukaryota; Metazoa; Arthropoda; Arachnida; Araneae; Theridiidae. Gene Ontology annotation, molecular function: mRNA binding; RNA 7-methylguanosine cap binding.